AUGUAUACAUGUGCUUCUCUCCCCCAUAUGUCUGUCUGUCUCUGUCUACAAUUAAUCUAUCUAUCUAUCUAUCUAUCUAUCUAUCUAUCUAUCUAUCUAUUCUUAUUUCUAUUAUCUAUUUAUCGCAUCUAUCUAUUUAUUCAAAGAGUUAUUUACUUUAUCUAUCUAUCUAUAUAUCUAUUUAUCUAUUUCAUUGAUAUUUUUUAUAUCUAUAUAUUUUAUUUAAUGUGUGUUUAUAUUAUUCAUCUAUCUAUCUAUUUUGAAAAAAAAUCUAUCUAUAUUUUUUAUUAUCGUAUCUAUGAUUACUAUCUCUAUCUAUCUCAGAGUGUAACAGUUUAUCUAUCUAUCUUUGUAUCUAUCUAUCUAUCUAUCUAUCUAUCUAUCUAUUUCAUGUGUAUGACCGUAUCUCAGUUUGUUUUUAUCUAUCUUUUAAUAUCUAUCUAUCGUUUAUAUCAGGACCAAUGCUAA
Molecule: messenger RNA, 468 nt
Organism: Acanthosepion pharaonis
Lineage: Eukaryota; Metazoa; Mollusca; Cephalopoda; Sepiida; Sepiidae
Source: the annotation of a GenBank genome assembly